Messenger RNA from Liolophura sinensis, 855 nucleotides. RefSeq names its product phosphatase and actin regulator 4-like. NCBI's taxonomy places the organism in Eukaryota, Metazoa, Mollusca, Polyplacophora, Chitonida, Chitonidae. The coding region runs from base 1 to 855 and encodes 284 amino acids. The record is from RefSeq and is a predicted model, not a curated record. The transcript is spliced from 2 exons.
AUGGCUUCUUCUUCCUCAAAAGUCAGUUGUUUGAGAAAAUCAGUACCACUAGACGGAUUGCCAUUAGGUUAUCUGUAUAUCACUAAACAUAUCAGAGUCCUAGCUGAGGUGCAACCGGGACAUGGUAGUGAUAUAGCUGAUGUGCAGCCAGGACAUGGCAGGGAUAUAGCUGAGGUGCAGCCAGGACAUGGCAGUGAUAUAGCUGAUGUACAGCCAGGACAUGGCAGUGAUAUAGCUGAGGUGCAGCCAGGACAUUGCAGUGAUAUAGCUGAGGUGCAGCCAGGACAUGGCAGUGAUAUAGCUGAGGUGCAGCCAGGACAUUGCAUUGAUAUAGCUGAGAUCCAGCCAGGACAUGGCAGUGAUAUAGCUGAGGUGCAGCCAGGACAUUGCAGUGAUAUAGCUGAGGUGCAGCCAGGACAUGGCAGUGAUAUAGCUGAGGUGCAGCCAGGACAUUGCAGUGAUAUAGCUGAGGUGCAGCCAGGACAUUGCAUUGAUAUAGCUGAGGUGCAGCCAAGACAUAGCAGUGAUAUAGCUGAGGUGCAACCAGGACAUGGCAGUGAUAUAGCUGAGGUGCAGCCAGAACAUUGCAUUGAUAUAGCUGAGGUGCAGCCAGAACAUUGCAUUGAUAUAGCUGAGGUGCAGCCAAGACAUAGCAGUGAUAUAGCUGAGGUGCAACCAGGACAUUGCAGGGAUAUAGCUGAGGUGCAGCCAGGACAUUGCAGUGAUCUAGCUGAGAAGCAGCCAGGUUAUUACAGUGGUAUAGCUGAGAUCCAGCCAGGACAUUGCAGGGAUAUAGCUGAGGUGCAGCCAGUUCCAAGGAAUGUAAUGAAAGUGGUGUUUUUCCAGAGGGACUGA